This is a messenger RNA of Clonostachys byssicola, 1908 nucleotides long. The record is from the annotation of a GenBank genome assembly. Lineage: Eukaryota; Fungi; Ascomycota; Sordariomycetes; Hypocreales; Bionectriaceae.
AUGUCUGAUUCAAAGUCCCCGGGAGACAGUGUCUCGAAGGCCGGGGGGCGGACUGGGGGCGAUGCCGACCAUGCGAACAAGAGACAACGAACGGCAGCAAUGUAUCAGCGAAAACGUGCUGUGACAGCAUGUCAGCCUUGUCGACUUCGCAAAACACGUUGCGAUAACGUGCGACCAAUAUGCGGUUUCUGUUCCAAAAAUGGCGCCCAGUGCACAUAUCCCGAAGCUAAUAACGGCGACUAUUCAACGUUCGACCCGGCAAGUUUAGCUAUCCUAGAUCGCAUCAAUCAUGUAGUUUCACUACUUGAAACACAGAGCCAAGAAGCAGUUAUGAAUGAUGGACCAUCUGCUUCUGGAUCCGCGCACGCACCACAACACUCCAGCAUCCCAACGCCAGCUGAUUCCACUAGGUCAACCUCGAACCUAUCUGACGAAGAUAUCUUGUUAGCAUUUGAUGUCCCGGAUUUCCCAUCUAGCAUCAAUAACUGUGAGAGCAUUCUCCGCUGGCAGGUAUUUGAAGGCCUGGUGCCGGAUAUUCAUUCCUUCGUUCUGGACCUGGACGAAACUGGCGCUGGCCGCGGUGAUCGUGUUGUCGAGGCUCGGGGAUCUCUUGGCCGUGGCGUCCAAGAGGAUGACUUCAUAUCGCUAUCGAAAAGAUUCUUGGCCUACGUGCAUGUCAAGAAUCCUAUCCUCGACGUAUCAGACUAUAAGAAUCAAGUUCGGAUUGCAGCGGAGAAUGGACCCAGGUGGGAUGGCCAAUCAUGCCUUGUAUUGACUUCAUGUGCACUGGCAUGUCUCUCAGCGCCCUUUCAGUCAGAUAUUACGUUCGGCAACACACCUGAAUCGAUGCGGUCUUCGACAUCUGCAGCCGUGGAUCCAGAUACUGCAGCGAUGUAUUAUCUGGCUGCAAAGAAGCGACUUGGCAUACAGAAGCCAUCUCUGCUCUACAUUCAAUGUCUAUUCCUGUGUGGUGUGUACGAAAUGUAUACCUUGUCUCCUCUCGAAGCUUGGUUCUAUUUCAACAGAGCUUGUGUCGAUUUGCGUAAUCUACUCUGGGCACGCAACCGAAGGAGGUCACCAGAUCCGGUCUCACAAGAAGCUCGUCGUUUAGAGCAGAGACUAUAUUGGUCUUGUGUAAAGACUGAGUAUGAGCUGAGAUGUGAAAUACCACUACCGCCAAGCGGGAUCACCAACUGUGAAUACCCAGACAUGUUCCCAUCUCCCCCAACGAGAUUAGGAUCCCCGACCAUCCACGGACAAGCCCUCGAGGAGCUCGAGUCAGAUAUUGUUCCCGAGGAAGAAAAGAGCUGGUUUUACUACCUGGCAGAGAUUUCCUAUCGUCGCAUUUUGAAUCGUGCCAUGGCGGUAAUGGGUCACGAAGGAGAAGAGGGCUGGAUCCGGAAUAUCUCCAGCCGGAUGAAACAGUGCAAGACUUUUAAUGAUCAAAUAGAUCUCUGGUAUUCUCACGUGCCGCCUCAGCUCAACCCCCAACAUGAAGGUCACGAGAAUAGUGAACUGGGGCAGUUUCUAGCUAAUCGUGCGAUAAGCUGCCGCGAAUGGAUCCAUCGGCCGUUCCUCUACUACAUUAUUCACAGGCCACCUUCCGAUCCAAUUUAUGACCAAGUGAUGCCGCUGGCACAGAAGUGCUUGGAGCUUUGCGUUCAACAAAUGAUACGCACGUUUGGUAAUCAUCGACACCACGGCACUUGGUAUGUUUCUCGAGGGUGUAUAACCCGGGCCCUGCUCCUUCUGGCCGCCGCAAGAAGUGGAAAGAUAUCGCUCCCGGAAGAUUGGAAGGAGGCUUUGGAGAUAGCUAGAGGGACGGUGCGCAGAUGGUGCGGCGAGGCAACUGAUCUUCGCUGGGCUGAAGCUACAUUCGAUGAUAUUGUGAGAGUCGUAAUGGAAUGA